GUUUUCUUAGCGUUCUUUGUUUUCAUACAAUCACUAAAAUCAAAACAUGGGUUACUAAAUAAUAGGAUUGGAAAUAUUAUUUUAAAAUAUCCAAUUAGUUAAAAGGUGAUAGCUAACUAGUUAUAUCCCUGAAAUUAUUUGUUAAAUUCAAUAUCGCGAAAUAACCGCCAAAAAUCAUAUUUCUUAACCUCACUUUAAACUGCUUUAAAUUCAUUCUGUGCUGAUUCUGUGUCGUGUUCAGUCUUCUUGGUCUUCUUAAUGGCAGAGAUGGAAGAAAAAGCGAAAUUUGAAACUCCUGUUGACAGAUUUUGGAGUGAUUUUAAUCAGGCUUUAAUAAAGGUACCUGAUAAUUCGCAUGCCCCAUAUGUUCUGUACAAAUCUAUGCAAAUUGAUACCCAGAAAACGAUGGAUAUAAUCGUCAAUAUAUUUUUUGAAACGGCUGUCAGUAAACCUGAGUCCUGUUUUCUAUAUGGCCUUGUGUGUAAGAAUUUUUCUGAGAGAGACUCUUCUACUAGAAACUUUAGAAAAUCAAUUAUUGCCCGGUGCCUUUUGGAAUUAGAGAAUUGUUCUAGAAACGGUAAGUUGCGGGUAAUGAAAGCCAAGGAAAUUGAAAAGUGCACGGAUACUGAAAAGAAAAGGGAGCUGCAGACACUUUACGAAAAUGAAGGAAAAAGUCUACGAAUGAAGUCUAUUGGUACCAUAAGUUUAAUGAAAGAACUUUGGUCUCGAAGAAUGUUGAAAAAGAAGAUUAUGCAUUUCUGUAUAAGUCACUUGUUGCAAAAUAGAGACGAGGAGAACUUGGAAUUUUUAUAUAAAUUAUUGAAGGAGAUAGGAGAAAAAUUGGAAUUUAAUGGAGAUCUGCAGGGAUAUUUCAAGAUGAUACAAGUUAGAAUCAAUGAUCAGGGCUCUGAAAAAAUUAGUCCCAGAAUUCGUGAAAUGCUUGAAGAGUUAGUUGCAUUGCGAGCGAAUAAAUGGGUUCCUCAGGAUUCUUCUUCCCAACCAGAGUUGCCCAAGUUGGCUGAACCGAAGAAAACAAAGAAAGAAAACUCUGAUUCUCACGAGAAACCUUUUUGUGCGAAAGUUCGGCGUAUCCUGGAUCAUUAUAAUUCCAAAAAUAUUGAUACUGUGGCCAGUAAAAUUAUAUCUCUGCCAAUUAAACGCGAGGAUUUGCGAGGAUUUAUCAAAAUUUUGAUGGAAAAGUCUUUUGUUGAUGUAGAUUUAACCAAAGAUUGCGUUCUUUUGUGUAAAAAACUGUCCAGCAUGGAAGUUCCCGGAACAGUCGCAAAGAACGAAACUUGGAAAGACUUUGAGAGAUUGUUUGCUGUUCAUUGCGUGAAAAAAUUCGAGCAUUAUUUAGAAGAAGCUAAAGAUCUUAAAAAGGCACAAUUCAGUAACUUACGGGAAGUAAUGAAAUCUUCUACUUAUGCUAGUUUAAUCGGUGAACUCUUCAACGAAGAUAUAAUAUGCCAGGCGAGGGUAAAGUCUUACAUAGAUACCAUGUUGAAAUACAAAACUGAAGAGAAUUUAGCACGAUUAUAUCUAGUGCUGGAUAACAUUCAAGAAAAAUUGGUUCAUUUCGAUAAUCUGACAAAUUACGUCGACGAGCUGCAGGAAAUAUUAGAUGAAAGGGAUUCUGGAAGAUUCAGUGAAGAAUGCUAUGAAGUAUUGGAAAAGACAGUUGAAUGGCUGGACCUACUACUACUAACACCCGAACAGAUGUUUAUGUCCACAAUGGAGAUGUUCCGUGAAAUGAGAUAAAAAUAUAUUUUCAUUCUUUAGUACCUCAUUAACAUAUUCCGAGAAGAAAGAAUUUUUUAUUCAAUACAGGGUGUCGAAUUGACCUUGAAAAAAACGGGAUUUGAAUCUUUAAAAUCCGAGAAUUUACCUCUGAUCGUAGCAAAAUUAAAGUUUUAAUUUAUUUGAUAUUUUUUGUCCUUUAAAAAAAAGAGAUUUCUACUUUAUUUACAGUUGCUGGGUAUAUGAGUGAAAAUAAUGAUCGUUUUGAUUUUAGAAGAGGGAGUUUCGGCUAAGAAAUAUAAAUUCACUCGCAACAGGGAAUUUUUGACAUGGAAUGGGAAUUUUUUUAAGAAUUAUAAUUCCGAUUUAGAAGAAAGGAACUUGAAAAAUCUCUCUUGUAAGUCAAAAUUUAAAAUUUCAUCCUUCCAAACAUUGGAAAAAGAAAGUAUUUAGAGAAGAAGUUGUAUUUCGAAGAGCAUAUAUUUCUGAAUUUUAAUAUAAUUUUUUUUUUA
Molecule: messenger RNA, 2249 nt
Organism: Belonocnema kinseyi
Lineage: Eukaryota; Metazoa; Arthropoda; Insecta; Hymenoptera; Cynipidae
Product: eukaryotic translation initiation factor 4 gamma 1-like
Exons: 9
Coding region: 259-1758 (499 amino acids)
Cellular component (GO): eukaryotic translation initiation factor 4F complex
Molecular function (GO): protein binding; mRNA binding; translation initiation factor activity
Source: RefSeq, a predicted model, not a curated record